CAAAAACCUACUUUACUCGAUUUGCCAAAACAGUCUCGACAUCCCUACCCGGCAGCAGUCCGGCCUCCUCCUCUGCUCUCACUCUGAAGCUUGUAAGGUAUAGUAUUUGGAAGCAAAGAUGCAGGCUUGUAGUGGAGCUGCAUUGAUGGGUUCUCUCCAACAGCCCACUUGGACCAAAGGAACAAUUUUUCCAAACAAGGGGCUUACCGGUAGUGGAUUUUCACAUCAACUAAAGCUCAAUUGUGUGAAGCCCGUUAGAUCUUCUUCUUACAUUGAAGGAAGUUUGGUUGCUGGAAGGCCGUCCUCUUCUGUCUCUGUGCCUAUGCCUGAAAUUGGCGGUAAUGGAAGCAGUUUUGUAGACAAUGGGUUAAGUGAGGCUGACCCUGAGGUGCGUGCUAUUAUUGAUAUGGAGAAGCAGCGACAGUUCAAGAGUCUUGAGCUUAUUGCCUCAGAAAAUUUUACUUAUCGGGCAGUGAUGGAGGCAGUUGGCUCAUGUCUCACGAACAAGUAUUCAGAAGGAUUACCAGGUAAAAGGUACUACGGUGGAAAUGAGCAUAUUGAUGAGCUUGAAACACUUUGCCAAAGGAGGGCUCUUGAUGCAUUUCACUUAGAUGGAAAGAAGUGGGGUGUUAAUGUUCAACCAUUAUCUGGUUCUCCUGCUAAUUUUGAGGUUUAUACCGCAAUUCUUAAACCUCAUGAUCGUCUCAUGGGUUUGGACUUGUCUCACGGAGGACAUUUGUCUCAUGGUUUCAUGACUCCUAAAAGACGGGUAUCAGGCACAUCCAUUUAUUUUGAGUCCAUGUCGUAUCGACUCAAUGAAUCCACAGGUCUGGUUGAUUAUGACAAGCUUGAGGAAAUAGCUGACCGAUUUAAACCAAAACUCAUUAUUGCCGGGGCUAGUGCUUAUCCUCGAGAUUUUGACUAUCCUCGCAUGAGGAAGAUUGCGGAUUCUGUCGGUGCUUUUCUUAUGAUGGAUAUGGCUCACAUAAGUGGGCUUGUUGCUGCUUCUGUGCUUGCAAAUCCCUUUGACUACUGCGAUAUUGUGACCACAACAACACACAAGUCUUUAAGAGGUCCAAGGGGUGGGAUGAUCUUCUUCAAGAAAGAUACAGUUCUCGGGGUUGAUUUAGAAACUGCCAUCAACAAUGCUGUUUUUCCAGGUUUACAGGGUGGUCCUCAUAACCACACUAUUGGGGGCCUUGCAGUUUGCUUGAAGUAUGCACAGUCCCCAGAAUUUAAGGCUUACCAGAACCAGGUGGUAUCUAAUUGCAGGGCUCUUGCUAGCCGAUUAACUGAACUUGGAUACAAACUAGUUUCUGGUGGCAGUGAUAACCAUCUGGUUCUUGUGGAUCUCCGGCCUUUAGGUAUUGAUGGAGCUCGAGUGGAGAAAAUUCUCGACAUGGCUUCUAUCACCCUCAACAAGAACUCAGUACCUGGUGAUAAAAGUGCUGUAGUGCCUGGUGGCAUUCGCAUUGGAUCACCUGCCAUGACGACAAGAGGAUUCACCGAGAAAGAAUUCAUAGCUGUUGCAGACUAUAUUCAUGAGGGUGUGCAGAUAACAAUUGAUGCUAAACACGCAGCCUCAGGAUCGAAGCUCCAAGAUUUCAUGAAGUUUGUAGCUUCCCCCGAAUUCUCCCUAAAGGACCGAGUGUCAGAUCUGCAGAGAAGAGUUGAAGCUCUUACCACCCAGUUCCCGUUGCCUGGAGUAUAGCUCGUAUAAUUAGGCACAUGUGGUCAAUGUUCUCGUAAGGAAAUACAAGGUUAUUACUUGUAACUUAAGUUAGCGUGCUUUUUUCAGAUGUACUAAAUAUUCAUCUUCGGUUUUGUUCCUGUGCGAAGGUGAGGAAACGAGUUAAAUGACUUUGUCUACGCGAAGCGUAUGAACUUACUAUAUCAAUGGCAUGUUAGACGUA
Molecule: messenger RNA, 1913 nt
Organism: Pyrus x bretschneideri (Chinese white pear)
Lineage: Eukaryota; Viridiplantae; Streptophyta; Magnoliopsida; Rosales; Rosaceae
Product: serine hydroxymethyltransferase 3, chloroplastic
Exons: 12
Coding region: 119-1711 (530 amino acids)
Biological process (GO): tetrahydrofolate interconversion; folic acid metabolic process; L-serine catabolic process
Cellular component (GO): cytoplasm
Molecular function (GO): serine binding; cobalt ion binding; zinc ion binding
Source: RefSeq, a predicted model, not a curated record